Anarrhichthys ocellatus (wolf-eel) is the source of this 2104-nucleotide messenger RNA. Its product is annotated as coagulation factor IX-like. The record is from RefSeq and is a predicted model, not a curated record. Bases 349 to 2085 code for a protein of 578 amino acids. Gene Ontology annotation, cellular component: extracellular region. The transcript has 8 exons. Gene Ontology annotation, biological process: proteolysis; blood coagulation. Gene Ontology annotation, molecular function: calcium ion binding; serine-type endopeptidase activity. NCBI's taxonomy places the organism in Eukaryota, Metazoa, Chordata, Actinopteri, Perciformes, Anarhichadidae.
GGAUGAGCCGUGUGUUUUCUUUUCUCCUGAGUUCCAUUUGCAUUCGCACCAGAGCGGACGCACACACAUGUACCGCAGCAAAACGGCCAAAUCAUGCACGUCGACUGGCCGCAGGCGAGCCUUCCUGAGAAAACAGAUACUGUCAGAGGCAGAUACACUUGCGGUGGCAACUGCCAACUCCAAACGGGUCUUGAGGGAGACGGGGUUGCGGACAAAGAGCCGACUGACUCGCAGUGGAGGUCGACCUGUGGCACCCGGCGCCGAGCAGCAGGCAGAGCCAAUGCAUGCUGUUCACCGGUGGAAAAUCGAUGGCUGGAAAGCAAGAGGAUGUGAUGAGCAGUAAAUUACAUGACUGAAGUGGACACCUCAGUAGCCCACAGUGAGAAUAAGCCUGUGUCUGGAGGAGAAAGUGAUGGACUGUGGAUAGAAACUGGGGUCAGGACUUGGUCACUGAAGUGGAGCCUCUAUAGCCUGUCCUUGACUGAAGGAGUUAAACAUACACCCGUUGCCUUCUGGUUAGGAGCAGUGUUCGUGUCUCAGCAGACAGCAGACACGGUGCUGCGUCGCCUCCGCAGGUACAACAGCGGCUUUUUUGAAGAAGUACAUAAAGCCAACCUGGAGCGGGAGUGUAAAGAAGAAACCUGCACGAUGGAGGAGGCCAGGGAGGUGUUCGAGGAUAUUGACAAAACUAUGGCAUUCUGGUCCGUCUACAUUGAUGGUGACCAGUGUCAGCCACCCCCCUGCCAAAAUGGAGGUGUGUGUGAUGACGGAAUCAGCACGUAUACCUGUUACUGCCAAGAAAACUUCAACGGCAAGAACUGUGAAAUCGAGAUGAACAAGCAGUGUUUUGUCAACAACGGUGGAUGUUCCCAUUUCUGUUUCAUGACGGCAGACAGACCCGUGUGUAAGUGUGCAACUGGUUACAAACUCGGGCCAAACAAGAGGAGCUGUGAACCAACAGAACAAUUCAGCUGCGGUUAUGUGCAGUCCUCCAUAACCCCGCGGUCAUCAAGCCCGGCAAACAGCUCUGACAGACAAGACAAUUCCAACUACACCCUGGAAGAUGACUUCGAUGACGAGGAUAUCGUACAGUUUAUUGAUUACGACGACUUCAAUACAAAUGAUUCAAACCCGUCCAACAUCUCUGCGGCCUCAGCAGUAAAAAAACGAUCAGUGAGGUCGGAUUCAAGCUCCUCUGUAAAUCCAGCGGCGGUUCUCAUGAACAGUGGGGAGGCAAGCAGUGCCACUGAAACGGAGAAGAAGCAGCUGCCUUCCUGGGCUUUCUUCCCCACACUCCCCACCAUCACAGCACAAGAGAACACUGAUCAGAGGAUUGUGGGAGGCGAUGAUGCAAAUCCUGGAGAGAUACCUUGGCAGGUGGCCCUGAUGUCUUCCUCAGACACCCACCAAAGAGCAGAGCCUUUCUGUGGAGGAUCUCUGCUCAAUGAAUUAUGGGUCAUCACCGCUGCCCAUUGUCUGGUGCUGGAGGGUACUGGCAUAGAGAGUUUCUUCGUCAGAGUGGGUGAACAUGAUGUGAGCCAGGAUGAGGGUCCAGAGCGAAACCAUGAGGUGGCAGAGCAGCAUAUGCACCCCACGUAUAAUGCCAAGAAGUCCCUGCAUGAAAAUGACAUCGCACUACUGAAGCUCGCCAUUCCAGUGGAACUGUCCAACCAACGGCGUCCCAUCUGCCUGGGUCCCAAAGACUUUAUAGAGAAGCUAUUGAGGGACUCCAGCAGCUCUCUGGUGAGCGGCUGGGGAAAGCUUAGUUCAACAGGCCGACAGCCCACCACGCUUAAGAAGCUGGAGGUCCCCUACGUGGACCGCACCGUGUGUAAACAGAGCAGCACAUUACACCACAUCACACGCUUUAUGUUCUGUGCUGGCUACCAAAGUGAACAGAAGGAUUCAUGCAAGGGGGACAGUGGGGGGCCGCAUGCCACUUAUUCCAACGGCACUUGGUUCCUGACAGGUAUCGUCAGCUGGGGGGAGGAAUGUGCCUUGGAGGGAAAGUAUGGCGUCUACACUCGAGUAGCACGGUACUACUCGUGGAUCUUUCGGACAACAAGGAUCCGAAUUAUCAACUGACAAAUGGAGUUGUCGGCCA